GUCGAGGCAGCAGGACCUCGAGGGCGCCGUCCAGAUGGCUACUGCCGAAUACUAUCGGCAGGGCCAGUCGGCGGAAGCCAGGGCACAGGAGGAGGCCCGCUUCCGCCGACAAAUGCUGGAGCAAAACCAGCGGCACCACGAGGCCCAUAUGAACGUCCUGCGCCAGCAGCAUACCGUCCAUAUGGAGGUCCUGCGGCAGCAACAUGCUGUCCACACGGAGGGACUGCAACAGCUGAGGGAGGAGGUCGGCAGCAUGCGCGACGUUCAGCAGCAGCGGCUGGCAGUGGAACGGCGCUCACAGGAGACAAACCAGCGUCUCCUGCAGCUGCUGCUGGCUGCACCGGCCCAUGGUGGCAGCCAAGUCCCUCCCCCCUCUCAGGACCCACAUAUUUAA
Molecule: messenger RNA, 394 nt
Organism: Dermacentor albipictus
Lineage: Eukaryota; Metazoa; Arthropoda; Arachnida; Ixodida; Ixodidae
Source: RefSeq, a predicted model, not a curated record